GGACGCAACAGCUGCGCACGCUAUGGAUGGAUGGACGGAUGAGCCCCUUGCCCUCUGUUGUUUUUGCUCCCCUUGACGCAAACUCGAGACAUUCUUUCUCUUAACUACCAUGACAUGAAGUGUUACAGUUUCUGAACAUGAGGAGUGCUGCCAGUUUGGAACCAUCUCACCCUACAAUAGCAGACUCAUGGUGAAGCCCGAGGGCCGCCGGUGACAAAGCCAUUGCUGUCCGAGAGGGCCUCCUAUCAGUCAGUCGAAUCAGAUUGUGAGUGUUGAUGGCCGGGAACCUUCCUUGAUCACAGAGAGUUGUGAGUAGUGACAACAUUGGCGUCAAAGUGAGAAGAGCUCUUUGGUGAGUGACGUGAGUGUGAGAUACUCUGCACCUCUGGGACAGACAAUGGAGUCCAGAGAGAGGCUGUCUAGAGUAUAUCAGUGAUCAAGGGAUAAGACGCGGCAAUUCAAGGGUGGAAUCACAGAUCACACACUCGUUCCCCCACCACAAUGGAAUAAAGGCCGUUACACAAACCAAUUCCAAGGCCAUUCAGUGACAAUAUGUCUGCCUCCACCAAAGAAGGUAGCGUUGACCACCAUCACGACCAUCAUGGUAAUCACCACGAUGAGGAACACAUGGCAGAUAUGGUCAAAAAUAUCCCCACCAAUACUUCGAUUUCAACUAUUUCUCAGUUGAUAGACAGUCUUCGGGCACGAUUGACAACCCUUCGCGAUAAGCAUUCUAUUGAUUUGGAUGAUCGCCAUGGAAAGUCCAGCAAUCUGCACGAGCUUGGCGGUCAUAAUCCACAUGACCACGAAGACCAUGAACCAGCCUAUGAGGCUUCGGGCGUGGGAGAUCUCAUUCAUGGAGACACUAUGAUCUUACUUGGAUCGUGCAUCUUUAUGAUUAUUCUUGGACUGAUUUUACGGAAAGUAUUCAUGUACUUUACGCAUAUCAGAGGACAUCGGGAGCAAUAUCACGGGGGCAUCCGUCAAAUGGGCGAGCACAUGCACACUGUGACACGCACAAUGAGUACGGAUCCAAAUCAGACCUUUGCCCAAGACACACCUGCUAUCAAGAAGAAACCCAUUGGCACGCCUCAAGUCAGUAUGUCACUUCCAGCCAUCACGAAAUCCAACAACCCGAAACGUGUGUCCAUAGAGGAAACUGCAUUCGAUGAGAUCAUGCCUCAAUCACAUACAAUGUUGGUGGAUGACACGGAUGAUAUCCAUACCAUGACCACUAUCCGACAACAACUUGAGGCCAGACGACUGAGCAAAAUGAAAAACUAUUUCGAAACUCAAGAUUAAGAACCAAAAGGGUUGCCAAAAAGAUCGCAUUAGCUCAUAAAUUAUUAUUGCUAUUUAAGAAUUUAUUUUUAUUAUUGGGACAAUUACGUACGCGUCACACAAUAAUGCGAUACGGGCAUAAAUACACAACUAAACUGAAAACUCGUC
This is a messenger RNA of Tigriopus californicus, 1449 nucleotides long. RefSeq lists its product as uncharacterized. The transcript is spliced from 4 exons. NCBI's taxonomy places the organism in Eukaryota, Metazoa, Arthropoda, Copepoda, Harpacticoida, Harpacticidae. The coding region runs from base 553 to 1302 and encodes 249 amino acids. The record is from RefSeq and is a predicted model, not a curated record.